CCUUGACUGAUCUGCUACUAAUAACGCGGCUAGCUGACUGAGCUAGAAGAGUCACGCAGUCUAACCAUGCGUAUCCAGACUUGUUUCCCACCUGCUCGCAACCACGACCCGCGCGAUGGCGACGACGAGGACACCCUUCGAGGCCCAGUGGACACCCGACGCCGCGACUUUUUUGUCGGACGAGCAGCACUUGCAGACAUCGAGCGCGAGCCUCGAGGAAGCAGAGGCCCUGGAGAAACCGCAAGAUGGACCCAAACGGGCCCAGCGUAUCUGGGCCAGUUUUGUACAGCAGGCCAAGGAAAUCGUGGACGAAAACGCGGGGAUGCUGCUCGUAGCUGCCUCUGAGGUUUUUUACACUGCAAUGAGCCUGGCGGUCAAAGAGCUGGGCAGUAUCGACCCUCCCAUGAGCACCAUGCAGCUCAUCUGGAUUUACAUGAUUGUCACUUGGCUGUGCUCAAUUUUCUACAUGUACAUUGCCAAAAUUCCGGAUCCGUUGCUCGGGCCUCAAGGUGUGCGGCUGCUGCUGGCUUUUCGCGGCCUUUGCGGGUUCAUCGCUUUCUUCGGCAUCUAUUACUCCGUUUUAUAUUUGACCCUCGCAGACGCGACAGUCCUGCAGUUCCUUGCGCCCAUCCUGACGACUUUCACAGGAUUUAUCUUCUUAGGGGAGAGGUUCUCUUGGAGACAGCUUGCAGCAGGAUUCUGUAGUCUGAUAGGCGUUAUCCUGAUCGCCCGCCCACAUUUUUUGUUCGGUAGUGUGUCUCAGACACCCCCUGCAAACUCGAACCUCGUGGGCGCAAACGCAAAUCCCGGGGAUGUCUCUCCGCUCUCACGAGUGACGGCAGCUCAGCGAUUGGGCGCUGUUGGCAUCGCGCUGCUUGGAGCACUUGGGUCGACAGGAGUCUAUACCACCAUCCGCGCUAUCGGCACCCGCGCGCACUCCCUGCACAACAUCAACUCUGUCUCACAGCAAUGCGUCAUCAUGUCGACCAUCGGGCAAGUUUUGUGCCAUGCGCAGAUGCUGGUUACGCAGACCAAGAUUGUCAUUCCCACAUCGCCUAUAUGGAUCGCUCUACUUCUCGUGCUAGGGUUUAGCAGCUUUUUUGCACAGGUUUUGAUGACGAUGGGCCUCCGAAGACAUUCCGUCGGCCGGACUACCAUGGCGGUGUACAUCGAGAUCGUCUACGCCAUCAUCUUUGACGAGAUAUUCUUCCACGACGCCCCAUCGCCGUUGUCGAUCUGUGGUACUCUCAUCAUCGUGCUUUCGGCCGUCUACGUCGCGCUUAACAAGGAGGACGCCGUAAAAGUCAAGGCAGAGUCGCCUGAUGAUCUGGCCUUACAGGAAGGCCUCCUCGCGCACAAAGAUGUUGACACAGAGGAAUCUCUCAAGACUCGCGAAGACGUUUAG
This is a messenger RNA of Phanerochaete carnosa HHB-10118-sp, 1405 nucleotides long. RefSeq lists its product as uncharacterized. Bases 116 to 1405 code for a protein of 429 amino acids. Lineage: Eukaryota; Fungi; Basidiomycota; Agaricomycetes; Polyporales; Phanerochaetaceae. The record is from RefSeq and is a predicted model, not a curated record. Gene Ontology annotation, cellular component: membrane. The transcript has 11 exons.